AACAUGAGGAUGUGGAGGAGGAGGAGGUUUGGACUGGGACUUUAAAUGGCUCCAGUGGGAACUAGCUCUUCGAUAGGCGCAACCCCUUCUUCACUAUUAUCUCAAAUGCAUUGAACAGAGUUCCUAUUGACACCUGGGGGAUUAGCAUACAUUAUACCUUUUGCUGGAUAAAGAGGAAUGGAUAUAAGUCUGGCAGGAGGCAGCUGCUGGUGUCAGCUCUUUGGGUCCACAUACAAACACACAGUGAAACGCAGGCGGGAGAAGAGCAGCAGCCCUGAUUCUUCCUGGAGUCAGCCAGGUCUUUGUGACAGCUGUAUAUGGGAGCAGGUCCCCCACCUGCCUGGACCCCCGACUGUUUUUUGAUUUAAUUAAAAGGAAGAGGGAGCAUCAAUUUCAGCUACAUGGCGGGGAGAUGACAGUACACAAAUUGAAAGAAAUACGAAUACCAGGCCGCCAUCUGUCUGUGGCUGUCACACUGUACAUUAUGAAUGGAAAGCUGCCCAUUCUCCGUGUGUGUACCUGUGUUUCCAAGGCUGAUGUCAUGUUCUCCAUGAGGCAAUGACGGGCACUGUAGGUGUCAGUGGAGACCGGGGCCCCUUCUCCAACCAACUAUACAAAUGGGCAUGAGUGUGAAGAGCUGGGGAAAUGGUAUCAAUCACCCUGUGUCCCAGCAGACGAGCUGCUGGUGUUUGUGUAGAGAGUGCUGCUCAUACUGAUCCAUAUAAACAGCUGUGUGAUGUAUUAGAGCAGAUGAGCGGGGCCUGGCUCUGACGCAUGACUGACAGCUCAUUUGACAGCCCCGGGAAAGUGUGCUACGAAGUUUCAAUCUAAUCUGCUGCUGCUGAAGGAAUGAAAUUGUGGUGUGAGAUUAUGUUUUCCUGUUAUAUCCCCUCUAGGACAACACAGGCUGAGUGGGAUGAGCGUGGUGUGGAUGACCCCCCAAGUCUAGAAGGUACAGGUACCUCAGGAGCCAGACGCCGCGGUCGACUCUCAAUGGAGACCUUGUGACCCACAACUCUCCCCGCAAUUCACUUCAGCCCGGUGAAUCGGGUUUCCGAAAGAAAAAACAAGAAACUCAAGCCAUAUCUAACUGUUUGGCUGACAGCAGCGCGGAGGUACGUGAUUGGCUGACGGCAGCACGGAGACACCUGAUUGGCUCACAGCAGGACGGAAGUGAGAACGGUGUCCCAGCUGUGCUGCUGAAAACAAAACAAGACAGGCUUCGACUGCACCAUGAUGGAUGAGCUGGUGCAGGACUUGGUGUCUGCACUGGAGCAGACCUCGGAGCAGACUAAGCUGGGGGAGCUGUGGGAGGAAAUGGUCUUGAGUCCACUGCAGCAGCGCAGGCAGAUCCGCCGCCGCAGAGUCCGCAAGCGCUACCGCGAGUCCUCUCUUUAUCCGACAGAGCACAGACGUUGCUGGAUUGAGGCCUCAGAGUCCAGCUUGGACGAAGCCAAACAGUACAGGCAGGACUCUUCCUCAACCAUCGCUGCCUCUUUGGCCAACUGCAGUGACUCUGAUGACUUGACUUCAAACAACCAUUGGCACUCCAUCAUGAGAGGUCCAGCCAGGAUGAGGCAGCCCUCCUGGCCAGAGUCUGACUCUUUCGCCGAGAAUAAUCCAGGACGGCCCCUCAGGAGGCGAAGGAAGGUCAAACGUAUGACCUCAGGUGUCGCGGUCAGCCUGCAGCAGAAGUUAAGUAUUUCUGGUGUGGAUGGGAAACGGAGGUUCAGGCCAUCUAGGAUGCAGCAAUUGUCAGAAUCGAAGAAGAGGUCUGGUGGUUGGAUGGGAGCAGACAGACAUACUGAAGGAGCCAGACUGAUGGGGAAGAAAUGCUGGAAGAGAAAGAUGACCAACGAGCAUGGAGAUGGUGCAGAUGAAAACAUGUCUGAGGGGGAAACCAGCAGCACAUGCAGCAGUGACCCUGGCCUCUUUACCAAUGAUGAAGGAAGACAAGGUGAUGACGAGCAGAGUGACUGGUUCUUUGAGGGGGAGUGUGGAGCUGGGGCAGGCGUGGCCAGCUUGUUGCCCAACUGGGACUCAGAUAACCAGCUGUCCCUCGACGAUCACCCAUCGCCCACUUUUCUGCAACCUGCACAGCCCUCGAAGAGAGGGUAUCAUUCACGGCUGAAACAGCUGCCGGGCUCUGCUGCCUGCUGCAUCAGGAAGGACAGGAGGAGGAUUUCCAGCAAGGGCAGCAGAAUGCCUGUGUUUGUGGAGAGACUGAGACAUUAUUCUCAAGAUCCUUACCAGAGAGACUUUUGGCGGCCCUCUGUCGGAAAACGAGACCGAAACCAGUUGAAGCCUUUGUGCCCAUUACCCAUGUGUCCUAUUGACAUGAUGUCAGAGAGAUGUUCCUCCUCAAUCUGCAGAAACAGGCAGAUGAACCUCACCCCAGGAUUGUCAUGCACAGGAAACUUCAGGAGGAGUAGAGACACGGACUCUGUAUCUGUCACAUUAUCAGCUUGCAACUCAUUUCAUAAGGACCAGCAGAGAGAAGGGGCUCAGGGAACCAGUAACAUCUUAAAUGUGGAGGCAGCAAGAGCAGCCGCUCUCUCGCAGCUUUCACGGCCUGAGCGAGAAGACACCUGAACACUCCGACUUAGAACGUGACAAAUGGACACUGUUGUGCCUGAGAAUAAAAAAAGACUUCACUUCCUUUCCUUACACAAACUUAAUGACAAAGACAAAAAAAAAAAGAACGCAUGUUAUUAGCCUUCAAAUCAGCAUGUCACUGCUAGAUCCAGACAAAUGUUAAUGCAAUCAAGCCUCCAUCAAGUCCUCCCAUCAUCUGCUCAGAUUUAAGGGGAUCCUCGCUCGACUCGAGCCGCGGCAGCCACUCCCCGUUACCACAUGCAGCCUCCAGGCCACCUGCCACCACACAAUCCAGCAAUUAUGUCCACUCUAGUGGCGCUGCGUCUCACAGUGGGAACACUGGGAGCACGGUCAGGUGAGGCUGAGUGGCUGGGGGCAGGAGUCUGCUCUACUAUGUGGCGGCAGCACGUAGCGACUACCUCUGAGAGAGCGGAGCAUCAGAAUGUUUAGCCGCCUCACGCUGCUACCAGGUUCAGAGCGGCGACCACCAGUCGAGAGCCACACAAAGUACAGACCUCCUAUUAGCAUGGAUUUGAAAAGCUACAGUUUGUACAAAGGUGCUCAUUAGCACAACACAGAGGGAGUGUAGUCGCGGUCCUCGGAGGCCUGCCUCUGUUCUCUGCAGCUCACCUUCCACAUUCAAAUUCCCCCCCACCCACCCCCGAACGUAUUUAAGUUCAAGGCCAGUGGCAAAGUCUGUUUGAACUGCCUGUUUUUCAGCAGCACUGGAUAUUUUUUCCUUUUGGAGCUGUGCAGAGAGUUGGAUGAGAGUCGGAGGAGAGGGGAUGGAGGAGCUCCUGGAGACGGCAGAGGAGAGUUGUACACACUCUUUUCACCUACCCUUGGGGUAUACAUUUCCCUGGCUUCCCUUGGUAUUAGAUGCAUUAAAAGAUCAGUGGCAGCACACAGUGAGUUCAAACACAACAGUUCUGGCCAAGCUGGCAAAAACAAGCAGUAUUUCCAGAAAAAUUUAUUUCUGUGUAGAAGUCAAGUGAUGCACAUUCUGCUUUAACCUCACCUGAUACAAGGAGGGACAUGUGUACACCAUUUAGUCAAAUGAUCUGCAUAAUUAUCAGCCACAUAUCAGGCGUCUUUUCUGACACUUUAAAGCCUUAUUUAAGUGAAGAAUUGCAUUUAGCAGAAUGAGGUUUGCCAAUUAAUGUGAGUUAUAUGUCUGCAAUAAUCUGUCUGAGAAGGCUUUAUGUGAUCAUGCUGGGCCAGGGAUGACAUUUAUAAAUGCUGUGUGUGCACACUCGUCUUAAUGGAUGCCUCACAUAAGACAUCCUGCCACAGGAAUCAGUCAAAGUGUUAAAGCAGUGAGGAGCAGCCUGGCCCCCGGUCCCCGCCCCGCUCUGCAGCUUUCCCGGGGAGUCGAGCCGGUGCCGCGGGCCCAAAACCUGAUAAACAAGAAUAGCACGGACGGAGGGAGGGGGGGGGGUCGAUGUUCCAAAACAAUAAGUGAUCCAUUUAUAUUGAUGGCGUCUUUCACACCAUUUUGACAAGUAUUGACCGUGCAGUGUUUUAAGGAGAGCUUUCUCGUAUCCGGCAGUCUUGUGUGUUUUUAGUGCCGAGGCGCAGACGGGGGAGCGAGGUGCAUCAGUUCAGACACAUUUCAUUUACUUCCCGGAGUGAAACGUGCCUCUCUGGUAAUUAGCAGCCACGGCGAUGACAUCUGAGCCAGACCCCCGUGCCCCAAAAUGAGAUUUCCAGUGGCCAGGAAGUGGUGCGAGCGGCUUCCGUGCAGCCAGUCAAUUGCCCUGUUACAGUUAAGGAAUCCAGCGGGCUGGUACCACUCAUAUUUCAUCCCAGGUAAAGAUUACCUGUCAGGCCCAUGGGAGAUGUAUUGAUCUGUUUUCCUUUUUCCGCCAAGCAAUCACCUGACAAAGGCACCUAGGAGGCGAGUGAAUGAGUGAUGCCUGGCCUGUUUCGCUCCCAACAUGGUGGCUCCGAGUGUCCACUGAUGGGUGGAGAGGUGAUGAGGAGGAGGAGGAGGAGGAGCAGAGAUAAUGCAGUCAUAAACUCUGUUUGAACUUCCUCUGUAUGCACGCGGGGGGUGGCCUCCGUGUGCCCCCGGGGUCACAGGUCAGUGGGGAUUUAGCUUCUUUUUUUCAUUAUUUUUGUGCGUUUUGUUCUUUGCGAUGUUGCGAUGGCAGGAAACACACGCAGGAGAGGCUCUCUGGUUCCUGUGAGUCGCCGUAGUUCUGGGCAACUCUCACACAACGAAACUCAAACCCGCGUGACAGUGAUCCAUGUAUCUGACAUUAUCUCAUGUUUUCAUGGCAGCUAAAAGUAGAAAAAAAAAUAUUUAUAUAUUUGCCUUGUUGGAUGGAAUGUUACAGUUUAUAUGAUCCAUGAAGCCAUGCAUUUAAAGUGAUUGCAGUGUAUAAAAUGUGCAGUAUUUAUGAUGUAUAAUGUAUAAUUAUAGGUCCAUUUAGUUGGAGGAUUUAGAUCUGAAGUCAUUAAAUGCAUAAAUUAAUUUUCACGAUAGAUAGUGCAGUAGAUAUAGCGCCAAUUUUUUUUACUAUCACAUUUUUUUUAAUUUCAUUUACAAGGAUUUAAAUGUAUCGCCCUGAUAUCGGGGGCUCUUAGGCAGCUAUCUACAUUUGAUACGUGGUACAAAUAGCGUCUUAUCUCAUAGGCUGUUAUCUUGAUAUUUAAUAGCAACGGAGGCAUGCCUAAUUGCUUUGCAAAUGAUCUAAAGAGGAUUACUCCUCCCUUAGAAAGCACGGUGUCGCUAGAUGUUAGAGAGACAUUACAUUAUAGUGGAGAAAUUCAGUCAGUGUAGCUCUCCCCGUGAUCACUUGGUGUAAAAGUCCAAACAGUUGUUGUUUUGAAACGGAUUCUCCUGCUUUUGUAUAAACUCUGUAUGAAAUUGCACUUCUGAGUGUAUGUGAUGUCGUGUACGGUGUUAUGCAGUUGCCUUCAUGUCGCAAUAGUACGUCAUGUUAAUCUGUGUUAUUUAAAGAAACAAAGGCCAGUUGGCCCUUGUGUUUUGCAGUUACUGAAUUUCUGUGUAAUAAAUUAACUUUAUUGAUCAUAA
Solea senegalensis (Senegalese sole) is the source of this 5635-nucleotide messenger RNA. Its product is annotated as G patch domain-containing protein 2-like. The transcript is spliced from 14 exons. The record is from RefSeq and is a predicted model, not a curated record. Lineage: Eukaryota; Metazoa; Chordata; Actinopteri; Pleuronectiformes; Soleidae. The coding region runs from base 1234 to 2592 and encodes 452 amino acids.